Messenger RNA from Knipowitschia caucasica, 234 nucleotides. The record is from the annotation of a GenBank genome assembly. Lineage: Eukaryota; Metazoa; Chordata; Actinopteri; Gobiiformes; Gobiidae.
AUGACUCUGGAGUCCAUGAUGGCGUGUUGCCUGAGCGAGGAGGCGAAGGAGUCCAAACGAAUCAAUGCAGAAAUUGACAAACAGCUACGGCGGGACAAGAGGGAUUCCAGGCGGGAGCUCAAAUUACUGCUGCUCGGUGGUGACAUCAGCCCCGGAAGUGGGCUCACAUUAGUCCAGCGCAGCGUGAGGAGUGCCCUGUGCCCUGUGCAGUGGAUGAUUUACAGAGCAGUAUGA